Messenger RNA from Babesia bovis T2Bo, 1216 nucleotides. RefSeq lists its product as uncharacterized. The transcript has 2 exons. The record is from RefSeq and is a predicted model, not a curated record. Bases 47 to 1207 code for a protein of 386 amino acids. Lineage: Eukaryota; Apicomplexa; Aconoidasida; Piroplasmida; Babesiidae.
ACAUUAGCUUGGUUGAAUCUCAGAGGUAUUAUAGUACGCAAUUUAUAUGUAUAGUCCUAAAUUAUUCAUUAAAAUGGACAGAAGCUCCAGGCAUGUAUAUUCCACCAACAAACACAGGAUUGAAGUUACCGAAAAGCAAAAACCGGUUGAACGAUAUGAAUCCAUAUGCGUCCCACUACCCCUAUUUACAAAUAAUACUCGAUAUCGCGUUCAAAGUAUGAAGGAUAAUAAUCCAGCAACAACGCCAAGCAUAAAAUCACCUAUACGAAUUACUACUUAUGGAGCAAUGAUAUCACAAUACAUGAACAGAAGUUCAAACGCGUAUGAAUUUACAAAUAAUCAUAACGCAAAUAACCAACAUAUGUCAGCAACAAUAGGUGAGACACAAAGUAUGAAUACAACAGAAAUGUCAUAUACUAGUCCCAAUAUCAAUGGGCAGCUGUGGGAACAGACAAUAAAUCCUGUUGAUCGCUGCGUAUACCCUGGAUAUAGUUACCCAAGGCAACAUACAAAUACUACGGAGCGGACAGUAUCACUCUAUGGCUCAGGACAACAAUAUCCAACGACGAUGCUACGACCGAUAAUGCCAGCAAAUCCAAUACAAAAUCUUAAUUCGGACGAUUAUGGAAAGCCAGAAUACAACCCGUCAAGAACACAAUACGAGAGUCAUUGUUACAGUAAUGCUAUACCCACUAUUAACCAUAUUAUUCCAUACACAGCAGAUGCGGAACAAGAACGUUUAAAUGCAAUAUCGGAACAAUUGCGCAGGGAAGAAAAUAACAGGAAAAUAACACAAGAAGAAACGGAAUACCCUCAUCUUGCACUGGAUCUAAGCAAGAUUAAAAAUAACUACGACGAACAACCAGAAAAAUCUAAACAACCAAAGCAAGAACGACGAUAUAAAAAUACCCAAAAGGAUGUCAUACCUGAGACAAAAAUAUUAAUGGGUAAACCGCGAUAUCCAUAUACAGCACAGUUCAACGAUCCUGUGGAAAAAGAAUUAGAAAGGUGGCAUAAUAAGCACAGUACAUCAAUCAAAUGGGAGAGAAUGAAACGUGGCGUAUACAGUGCAAAUAAUCAGGAAGUAAAAUUAGUCAAGCUUAAUGGAGGUUUAUACGUAAAGGGUGCAACCAAUAACAAUAAACUAGAUCAUAUACCAAUCGAUAAGUUUGUACAAAAAAUACAACACAUGAACAAUAACACUUGAAUCCUAAUG